AUGUGGACCUUGUUUUUCUCUUUCCCAAUCCUUGCCAUCUGGGGCGCUGUCCCAGUCCAAGCUUUUGGGGUUCCCCUCAUCAAUACUGCUCCCGAUCCAUCUGGAGAUUCUUCUCCCACCGACACCUCAUGGAUCAAACAAUUUACGGCCCUGGGAGAUAGCUACGCUGCUGGUAUGGGUGUGGGCAACCAGGUUGAUUCAGCUUGCUCUCGGUAUUAUCGAGGCUAUCCCGACCUCCUGAAGAAUGUGUUCGUGUCAGACGCGACUUUCCAGAAUAUUGCGUGCUCAGGUCACACAUCAGUUCAAAUUGAGGAGAAAGCCAAAGAGCUGCCUGAUCACUCUCAGGAUCUGAUUACCGUUUCAGCCGGCGGCAAUGACGUCUUUCUCUCGGAAGUCUUGAAGACCUGUGUCUAUUCUCUCUCAUCAAAACAAGAUUGCGAAGCAGCCAUCAAGAAGACCCAGGAUGCGAUUGCGGAUCUAGAGCCACAUAUCAAAUAUUUGCUGGAUACUUUGCAGGCCAAGAUCAAAGACAAGGGCAUAAUCGCCUAUACUCUCUACGCGAAGUUCUUCGAUGAUAGUACGGAGAGUUGCACUAGCGAAGUGUAUGACACGGUCAAACAAGUUUUGAACCCCGAAUAUCCUCCAGUAGAUAAGGACUUGCGGGGAAGAUUGAAUGAUCUUGUUUACGACACCAAUGUGAAGCUUAGGAAUGCCAUCGGCACCGCUCAAGCAAGGAAAGGGUCAUUCGGCGGCGAUUUCCUAGCAGUUGAAUGGGACCAAUAUGUCUCUGAUGUUGGUGGACGAUUCUGUGAAGAUGGUGAUCCAGACUUAUCAGACAACAACCCGAAUGACCCUAACCACCCGGGGCUUGUCUUUCAAAGACUGAGCACAGGCGACAAUGGUAACAUACCAAAGGACAAGCAAGUCGUCAAUAGUGACGACAACAGCAAUCGCAAGAGAGGGGUCUGGGCAUCUAUCUCAAGAAGACGACUUCCAGAUUUCAUCGCUAGUGUCUUCCACCCGACGGAGCUUGGACAGAAAAUGAUUGCCAUCUCGGCACUUCAAGCAGUUGUGGAAACAAUGUACAACCGGAACCCUUCCGCCCCUGCUGGACCAUGCUCCAAAAUAGAUCCGAGGCCAGCUGUAUGCAAGCUUGACAGUAAGGCUGGCUCCAGUGUAGGAAUCACGGCAGACAAUUAUAAGAAAGCGAGUGAGGACUGGUGCAAAGAUACUUCGAAGAAUGAUUACCAAAGUCAGGAUUAUGGCAAAGGAUUCUGGGAGUCCGACGAUGACCUUGGAACGAAGCUCGGAAGCGGCGAGGGCGAAGGCGACCACCAAACGACGAAUGAUUUCACCUUCACUCUCGGCGGUCACGACCUGAUGAAAGUCAUCGAUCCCCCACAAUCAAAACAGCCUUGGAACCCGAUGGAUGUGUUCAGCUUUCAGUACAAGGAUGAUGAACAUGGGAAGACGGACACGAAAACUUACAAAGGGACCGACAAAGAGAUUGUACCAAUUCCACGAAAAGACAAAACUGGCGCCCCUAUGGAGCCUAUUAUGGUGACAAUCUUUUCGUGCGAGAAGCAACCCGAUGAUGGCGAAGUCACAAAAGCAGUAUGUACGUUCAACGCCAAAGUAAUGAAUGCGAGGGCCACGCCAAAUUCAUGA
Bacidia gigantensis is the source of this 1668-nucleotide messenger RNA. RefSeq lists its product as uncharacterized. The coding region runs from base 1 to 1668 and encodes 555 amino acids. Gene Ontology annotation, molecular function: triacylglycerol lipase activity. Lineage: Eukaryota; Fungi; Ascomycota; Lecanoromycetes; Lecanorales; Ramalinaceae. Gene Ontology annotation, biological process: triglyceride catabolic process. The record is from RefSeq and is a predicted model, not a curated record. The transcript is spliced from 5 exons.